CUAAUGUUACUAUACAUACUACUGGGGAGUUAUUGUCAAAGUCUCUUGAUGAGUUUUUUAAGUUAAGUUGUAGAGGCUAUGAGUUCAACUCAUGGUGUGCAUUUAGACCUAAAAGAGAAACAGACACGCUUCCUUAUAAGUAUGACUUUACGUAUAAUGACAAACCUAUACAGAAAAUCGAUACGUUUGAAAAAUUAGGGAUCAAAAUCGUAUCAAAACCGCCGGUACAUGAGUUAGAAACACAAGUUAUGGCGGAACCAAUUAUAGCAAAGUCUUCAACUGGUCAAAUAUACGUGAAAACUUCUAAUAGAAAUAUAACUCUACAAGUAUCUGGAAGUGAUACUAUUUAUGCCCUUAAAGAAAUGAUUCAAAAUAAAGAAUUCUGUUUGCCUGUUCAACAACGUCUCACUUAUGCUGGCAAGCUUUUAAAUGAUGAGUGUCUCAUAGCAGAUUACUGUAUAAAAAAAGGAUCUAUAUUAAAUCUAUCCGUAAUUCCAAAAAGCUUAAUAUCCAUAACAAUGCCAACAGGAAAACCCUUAAAUUUAGAAGUGUGUUAUGAUGUCACUGUUAAUGCCCUCAAGAAAAUAAUCCAGGAUAAAGAAGGUAUUCCUGAUAAUAAGUUCUAUUUGACUUUUUAUCUUAAAUCUCAACAAGUUUACCUGGAUGAUGAAAAUGAAGAAAGUUUAUUAAAUUACAAGAUUGAUUUAAAUUUUUAUUCUCCUUUAAUCCCAAUCUAUGUGAACAUUUUUAAGAGAAAAUCAAUAACAUUAAAUGUAUUCAAGAAUGAUACUGUUUCUGAUCUAAAAAAAAUGAUUCAGGAUAAAGAGGGGAUCAAUUCUGAUCAUCAAUUUCUUAUUUUUCGUGAAAAGGAAUUAUCAAAUAUUCGCAGAUUGGAAAGGUACGGUGUCAUGAAACAUUCUAUAAUACAUCUUGUACUUAAGGAUAAAGCGCUUAGAAAAAACAGUGAAUCAAAGUUUUUGGCUGGUCAAAUUUAUGUAGAAAUGCAAACUCAAGAAAAAAUAAUUCUAGAUGUAUCUGAGAAUAGCACUAUCAAUGUCAUUAGAAAAAUGAUUAAUGAUAAAGUAUCUAUUGAUUCUCAUAAGUACAUUCUUGUUUUUGCCGGAACGGUAUUGGAAGAUGAUUAUACAUUGGAUGAUUACAAUAUUAAGCCUGAGUCU
Molecule: messenger RNA, 1178 nt
Organism: Racocetra fulgida
Lineage: Eukaryota; Fungi; Glomeromycota; Glomeromycetes; Diversisporales; Gigasporaceae
Source: the annotation of a GenBank genome assembly